Molecule: messenger RNA, 664 nt
Organism: Drosophila grimshawi
Lineage: Eukaryota; Metazoa; Arthropoda; Insecta; Diptera; Drosophilidae
Product: protein hunchback
Exons: 2
Coding region: 59-616 (185 amino acids)
Source: RefSeq, a predicted model, not a curated record
UAACUAACCCCUUUUAGCUGUCAUAGAGAAUUGAGCCGUUAGAGCAUUUGGACGCGAAAUGGGUAAUUCAAUUGAGAGCAACGUGGGCAGCGAGAAACCAGUGGCCGUGGUGAAUCCUCUGCCAGCGACGGAAUCUUGCGAGUCGGAGCAGGAGACGGAUUCAUUUCCCAAGACAAAUUUGGGCGUACAAUUAUUUCAAUAUCGCCAGCAAAUAAGCCUUAAGCAACAUCAAGUGAUCAAAUGGGCCACAUCCAAGCUGCUUCUAACCGAGGAGCUGCUCAAGCAGCAACAAGAAAGAGAGCAACAGCAGCAGCAGCAGGGUCAACAACAACAAGAACAACAGCUAACUGGAGAUGCUGCUUGGGCAGCAAGCCAAUUGGCCAUGCUAACCGAUGAUGAGGAUGAUGCAGAGAAUCGAGUACCACACGAUGAGAAUGAUGUCCUGGGCAUUGAGCGUUCCAAUCUCUUGAGCUACAGAUUACAGUUGCGCGACACCAUUAUCGAGAUGGCCCAGGAGAAGCUGCGGAAGCGUGAGAAGACCAAAGUGAAGCGUUUGAAACGUCGCACUCUCAUCUCCUCGAAGAAGCCCAGCAACAAGGACAAGCGUCGCUACUAAACAUAAUUAGUUAAUUAUCAAUCUAAGUUGUAUAUAUAUAUAUAUAUA